Alnus glutinosa is the source of this 1064-nucleotide messenger RNA. RefSeq lists its product as uncharacterized. The transcript is spliced from 2 exons. The coding region runs from base 1 to 747 and encodes 248 amino acids. The record is from RefSeq and is a predicted model, not a curated record. NCBI's taxonomy places the organism in Eukaryota, Viridiplantae, Streptophyta, Magnoliopsida, Fagales, Betulaceae.
AUGGAUUUGUACUCAAAAUUUCAACUCCCAAUUAAUAUACAAGAAAGCUUUCUAGAGAUCAAGGGGAUCACUAUGGAGAAAAUUGGUUCAAGAAAAUUUAUGUCGAUGACAACAUUGGAGAUGAUGCUGAUAAUGCUUGUGUUAGGUGUAGCGUGUGCUGGUGACUCUCUGGCGCCUUUCCACCGUCAACAUUUCCUUCUAUCUGUCCCAAGCUCUCCGCUUCCACUUUCCCUUCUUCCUCUUGCUCCUUCUCCUCCGCGCCGCCUUUUCUCAAUCCCUGCACGUAACGAUAUGGUCAUGACAGCCGAUACGGUUCGUAAAAAGCCUAAACAUGUCAAAAUCUCUAAAGUUAAUCCUGAAACCUUUGGAAUUCGAAAAAGGGUAGCACGUAACGAUAUCAUACCAGCCGGUGUGAUUCGUAAGCUGCCUAAAUUUUUUAAAAUCCCUCGAGUUAAUCAUGGAUUCUAUAGAAUUCGAAAACGGGUAACUAACCUCCCUGUAUUUCCUAAACUCGCUAGAACUACGGGAAAAUUGUUUAAUGGGAUGAUGAUGUGUGAAAUGGUUUGUCCGGAUCCAAGUGACCAAGUAGCUCUAGAUGAUGGAUUGUGUUCUGUUAUUUGUCACCCAUUUGCGACGCUUGAAGGAAAAAAACCCGGGGCUGAGAAUUACCUUGAUCCGACGGAUCCAGCUGAGAAAAAUAUUCCGAGAGGAGAAGGAAAACCCGGGUCUGGGAAAAGUGGACCAUGAGCACCAAAUUUGAAUCUAGUGUGGAUUAAGCGGAAUGCUAUGCACCAGCUACGUACGACCGCUCAACAAAAAUUAUUGUGGACUUAUUAUUAUUUUCUUUAAUUCUAUGGGUACAGGAUAUCCUGGAUAUGUGUAUAUCAGCACUUAAGUACUUAAAUUUUGUACUAGUAAUUUCUAUAAAUAAAAUGGCUAAUGGCAUUUGCUAGCUUGUUUAGCAUUAAAAUGCCUAAAUUGAAUGCCUUGAACUACUGUUUGUAAGACACUUUCAAGCUACCGUUUGUACAAUUUGAAUAUAUGGAAUAUAUAUGUUACUUACA